Messenger RNA from Salvia miltiorrhiza (redroot sage), 1298 nucleotides. RefSeq lists its product as uncharacterized. The record is from RefSeq and is a predicted model, not a curated record. The transcript is spliced from 3 exons. The coding region runs from base 217 to 957 and encodes 246 amino acids. Lineage: Eukaryota; Viridiplantae; Streptophyta; Magnoliopsida; Lamiales; Lamiaceae.
UUGAGAAAGUCCAGCGCUCGCUGGGUUUGAGCGGGCGCUGGGUUCCUAGCGGCCGCUGGGUUGCCGCGGUCGCUGGGCCCAGGCAGCCCAGCCCACCCACGCUUUUUAAAUACACCUCUUCGGUUUUUUUCCCCUCAUUCCACAGACUCCUACAACACACUUCAAAAAGAAGACAAGUUUAGGGUUCUACAUUAGCUCUUAGCCAGUAAUAUUAUUAUGGGAGACUCUCAACCACAAGAUUCCAAAAAAAGGGCAGUGUAUGAAGCAUGGACAAAGGAACAAAGUGAUGCCUUGUUAGAUAUUCUGGUUGAGUCUGCACAUAGGGGAUGGCGCGAUAAUAGUGGUUUAUUUAGCAAAGCCACAGUAGAUGAAAGGAUAUUGCCUGUUCUAAAUAAAAACCUUAGGUGCAAUAAAAAUUAUAAUCACUACCAAAGUCGUAUCAAAUGGUUUAAGAGCCGUUGGAAUGCUUAUUCAACACUCUUGAAGUUUAACUCUGGUUUUGGCUAUGACAACAACACCAAGAAAUUCACGGCCCCAGAUGAAGUAUGGGAUGCGUAUAUAGAGGCUCACCCAAAAGAUGCAUUCUUACGUACUGGGAGUUUUUCGGAUUUUGAAGACUUGGGGCUUGCUGUUGGAAACGGUGUGGCUGUAGGAAGAAACGCAAUUGGAGUGGGCAGUGCUACUAAUGCUAGGACAAUAAGAGUUGAUGAAAGUAGAGGUCCGCUCAUAGAGGAGUUGAAUUACAAUGUUGAUACUGAGGCGUUUGUAGUACUGGGUCAAGAUGAUCCACCGUUAUCCGACUCCAAAUCACCUUUGGAGUCCACUGAAGUGCCUGUGGAGUCCACUCAGAGAAGAGCUCCCGCCAAAAGAAGCAGAGGCCAGUUUGAGACAAAUUCAGGCCACACUGAAAAUAGUUCGCAUCAGGAGCUCAUGGUAGAAAUUAAAAAAAAUCACUAGCACAAUGGAUCGAGUUGAAAGCCUCUUCGUGAAACGAGAUACUAUGCUGGAGAGAAGAGAAGAAGAAAAAAGUUAUACGACUUGGGAUGCUAUCAAAGAAAUUCCUGAUUUGAGUGACGAUGCCCGCAUGACAGCAUUUGACUUGCUUGUUACAAAGUCACAAAAAGAUGGAUUUAUGAAAAUGACUGUUCCUGAACGUAAAAGAUGGAUAAAAUCCAAGACUAGGGAUAAGAGGAUAGUUUAGUCAUGUUUUUUGAACUAUGUUUUUAUUUUUGUUUCACCAUCUUUUUAUGAGUACAUUGUUUUGUUGGUUUUAUGUUUUAAUACUUUAUUUUGUUGAU